AUUUUUUCAGGCAUGACAGGGCAUGACGUCGCUACUCCGGAUUCUCUCACCUCAAAAACGUGGAAAGCCGCCCGAGAACGGCGAGAUGCCUCCCGCCGAGAAUCGGCAUGUCGGAUAGGACUCGGAAAUACUGGUCUCCAGGCCAGAGGGAUGCGCAAGGUGGGCGGUUCUCGCUCCACCACAAUGUCGCACGGGAUCGUGUUUCCGACACGUACUAAGAAUAGAUCGAACAAGGCCGCCGAGCCCUGCGUUGUCUGUGCG
This is a messenger RNA of Mycena citricolor, 261 nucleotides long. The record is from the annotation of a GenBank genome assembly. Lineage: Eukaryota; Fungi; Basidiomycota; Agaricomycetes; Agaricales; Mycenaceae.